Molecule: messenger RNA, 1754 nt
Organism: Pelagomonas calceolata
Lineage: Eukaryota; Pelagophyceae; Pelagomonadales; Pelagomonadaceae
Source: the annotation of a GenBank genome assembly
GCUCGACAAAGACGAGAGCACCGCGCCGCGGACGGCAAGCUUUCGGCUGCCCGGACCAGCUUGAGAGCGACUAGGCAGCCCGGACCGACCGUGCAGGCAGUGCGACCGCGAGACGCCGGCGGCGCGAAGAGGCAGGACCAUGGCAGCACCCUCUCGAGAAAGCACGGGCCGCCUCGUCACGGACUCGACCUUCACGCUGCCCUACGCCUACCCCUCGAGUGCAGACUACUCGAUCGAGAGCCAGUUCGACGACGUGCCGGGCCCGUACCGCCGACAGCGAGGCACGCGGGCCGCAACAACUUUUGGCAAUUCUACGAGGGAGGACUACGCGUCCUACCUAAGAAGCAUCGGCGGCGGCGGCGCGCGAUGUUCCUUCGACCCCGGCCACCCGAGCUGGUGCGGCGUGAACCCCGGACCGGAACGGUACGAAGAUGGGCGGGGCUUCCCCGUGGCCCGCCCGUCUUUCAUGGACAAGAAGCCGCCGCGCGAUUCCAAAACUCUACAGAAGACGCUGAGGGCCCUCGGCGAGAAGUGCUGGCCCAACGCGACUGUUGGUUCUGUGGUAGUAGAACUGUCCUCGAAGGAACCCACUUAUGCUCUGCCGAAGAAAGCGGAACGGCAGACCUCAAGCAAGUCAGGAUGGGCCCGCGAUCGUUCUAUACGAUUCCGCAAAGAUCAAGAAGAUCGGUUAUUUGGCAAGUACGAUCAUCCCGCAAAGUUCGCGGUGCGGACGAACCUGACGGGCGCGAACGCGACGAUCGGUUGUAAAAUAGGCAAGGGCAAGCGUGUCUCAUUCUUGAAGGAUGCUGUUGCAUCCCACGACCACUUCCAGGAUUCUGAGAGGGCGACGGUCGCCAGGGAUUGCGAGAGGUGGAGGGCAGGUACACCAGGUGCCAAACAAAGGCCGGCCUUCGGCAACGCUAUUCCCAGAGACUGUCUCCCGAAGCAGGGCGUACCUAGAAAAACCCCGAGACCGGUCUUCGAGAACAAGGCCCUUCAUAAAUUACUGACGGAGAAUAAACCUCUGAGGAGGAGGAAGGACGGGUCCGUACCUGCCGAGAGAGACCUCGAUAAUGACUAUGAAGAUGAUUUCGAACGGAGGUGGUGGCCGCGGCAAACGAAGCAUUGGCCACCUGUCAAAAAACGGCCCGUCGGCCGGAAGACGAAAAUACGGCAGCGCCAAUUUGGAAGACAAGAAAGACCCGCUCUUCAUGAAGCGAUGAAGGUCGCGGGACGGCUCAAGGGCGCGAGCGGCUGCCCGGGCGAGUACUCUCCGAAAUGCCCGAACCGGCCGUCGACCGUCGACGAGUCGAUGCGGACGUUCAACGUUCACUUGCGACCGGCGACGUCGCCCCCGAAGCUCCGGUCGCCGGUCGAGGUGCCGGACAAUAUGCCGCGGAGCAUCCGCAAACUACCGAAACCUCCUGACUGGAAGGUCUGGCAGUCGCCGGUAGCGAAGCGCCUGUCAUCUUCGAGGAAUGAACGAAGGCGGCUGCGCACCGCCGCUUCCAUGAAACGUGCCGAGGCCGAGGCCGCGCGGCGGCCGUCGACGUCGGCCGCGGUCUACCGCAUCCGGUCGCCGCUCUCGUCUAGGGGUUCCCUCGCGUCGAAGCCGCCGGCCCCGGCGCCUCAGCCGGAGCCCGCCGCCUCGUCUCCUCCGGAGCCCGCCGCCUCGUCCGAGGGCGACGAGUACUCCGACGACGCCGAGGAGGAGGAGGAGUUGUACUCCGAGGACGAGGGUUGAUAAGCACAAG